Messenger RNA from Ostreococcus tauri, 2499 nucleotides. RefSeq names its product NAD-dependent DNA ligase, N-terminal. The record is from RefSeq and is a predicted model, not a curated record. Gene Ontology annotation, biological process: DNA replication; DNA repair. Gene Ontology annotation, molecular function: DNA ligase (NAD+) activity. The coding region runs from base 1 to 2499 and encodes 832 amino acids. The transcript has a single exon. NCBI's taxonomy places the organism in Eukaryota, Viridiplantae, Chlorophyta, Mamiellophyceae, Mamiellales, Bathycoccaceae.
AUGAUUCGCUCGUUGCAAAUUCAAUCGCACGUCCCAACUCGCGUCGUCGUCGGUGUCCCCGGACGUCCUGAUCGACGCUUGACGGUAAAUAGAGCGCGAACAGAGCGUUAUGAUCGUGCGCGCACGUCUUUGGCGGCGACAUCGUCGGAAGACGCACGAGAGAUUCCGUCGAGCACGCGAGCGCCGGAUUCGCUGACAGUGGACGAGGCGAGACGCGAGCUUGAGCGCUUGAACGAGGAAUUGGCGCAUCACGAUCGAUCGUAUUACAACGACGGCGAGGGUGUGAUCUCGGACUCGGAGUACGACAGUUUGCGAGCGCGGUACUUGGCGAUCGAGCGGUUGCAUCCGUCGGCGGCGCGAGCGCUCGGCGCGAGUGCGCGCGUCGGAGCGACGCCGGACGAUCAGAGCGGGUUGGAAAAAAUAGCGCACGCAACGCCGAUGCGGUCGCUAGGGAACGCGUUUGACAUCGCACAGGUAGAAGCAUUCGUGAAUCGCGUGGAGAAGGCGCACGGGGAGAUUGGGGUGGAGUUAUGUGCUGAGCCAAAGGUUGAUGGUGCGAGCGCGAGCUUGAGAUACGAAAACGGCGUUCUCGCGUACGCCGCGUCAAGAGGGGACGGAGAGAUGGGCGAGGAUGUGACGAGACAUUUAGUCAGCGCGCGUGGCGUCCCUACGCGAUUGAAAGCGCCUUAUCCGGCGGUUUUGGAGAUUCGCGGCGAGGUGCACGUAGCCGAGGAAGAUUUCCGACGAGUCAAUGCGGAACGCGCUGCCACGGGAGUUCGCGUGUUCAAAAACGCACGCAACGCCGCCGCGGGGGCGAUGCGAUUGCUCAAUGCCGAAGAUAAUCAAAUGCCUCUCAGAUUUUUAGCCUACGGCUGGGGAGCGGCGGGCGAGACGGAUGCGGACGCGAACGCACCGUGGGUCACGCAGAGUGAAUUCUUGAGCUCUUUCCUACCGUCGCAAGGUUUCGACGCCGUCCCGGUGUUAGGCGUGACGUCCACGGUCGAGGGACUCAUGGAAACGUAUGAAGCGCUCGAGAUCGCGCGUCCAAGCAUGCCGUACGAAAUCGACGGCGUCGUGUACAAGGUGAACUCGGUGGCGCUUCAGCAAACGCUCGGCGCCGACGCAAGGCAACCCCGAUGGGCGAUCGCGCACAAAUUCACCGCCAUGAGCGCCGUGACGACGCUGCGCGCCAUAGAGAUUCAGGUCGGGCGCACGGGCGCGCUGACUCCCGUCGGGUUGCUCGAUCCCGUCGACAUCGGCGGGGCGUGCAUCCAGCGAGCAACAUUGCACAAUUUUGAUGAAAUUGGUCGCAAGAGACUCAAAGUUGGCGCGCAAGUCAUGGUCGAGCGCGCGGGUGAUGUCAUCCCGAGAGUCGUCUCGCUCGCGGGCGAAGACUUAGCCGAAGCCGCCGCGUACCCCGAGGACGCGCUUCCGCUCCCGGAGUGGCUUCCACCGUCCAAGUGUCCUGAUUGCGGCGCGUCCGUCGUGCGAGCGCCACUCUCCGCUUCGAAGAACGCGAUGGGAACCAUCGUGCGCUGUACCGGUGGCCUGAAGUGUCCUUCACAGUCAAUGGAACGCUUGCUGCACUUCUGCUCGAGAGAUGCUCUGGAUAUUCGCGGAUUAGCUCGCGCGACGCUCGAGACGCUCCACAGAGAAGGCGUCGUGAAGACGCCCGCCGACAUUUUUACCCUGGAACGACGAUUUGGCCCAGAUAGUGGUGAGACCGUGCCGACGUGGUGGCGAUACACCGGUGUGAAGAACUCCAAGGGUGAAGUCAAGGAGGGAUCUGACGGAUUAAAGGCGAGCGCGGUCAAAUUGUUUCAGGCGAUUGAGCUUCGCCGACGAGGUGUACCCUUGCAUAGAUUCAUCUACGCCCUGGGGAUCCCCAACAUUGGUGCGCAUACGGCUAAAGUCUUAGCGACGCACUACGUAAGCCUGGAUGCGUUUAGGAAGGCCUCUAUGGCCGCGGCGAAGGGCGGUUCGACGAGCUUGGCGUACGGCGCGUUGACGCACAUUGACGGCGUCGGACCAGUCUUGGCGCAGUCAUUGGUCGACUUUUGGGGCGAGCCUGCGAACGCCUCGAUCGUGAGCGAAAUAAUUGCCAACGGAGUCGUUGUUCUCGACGCCGCCGAGAGCUCGAAACCAUCAUCGACGCGUCAGCCACCGGCUGCACCGUUGUCGUCGGCUACAUCCGCUGCAUCCACCAAGCCCGCCGAGUACUCCGCACCGGGCGCCAACCUCACCGGCGCCAAGAUCUUAUUCACCGGCACCGUCGACGGCUAUCCCCGAGAAACCGUCCAUCGCCUGAUAGAAUCCGCCUCUGCUGAGGUCGUCUCCUCCCUGUCCUCAAAGACGACGUGCGUCCUCGCCGGAAGCGGCGCCGGACCCGCGAAGCUCGCCAAGGCUUCCGCCCUCGGCGUCCCUAUCAUCGACGCCGCGGAUUUCAUCCUCGCCCUCGAUCGAGGCGAACCUGUUUCGAUCCCUCCUCGCCAAGAUUAG